Messenger RNA from Centropristis striata (black sea bass), 411 nucleotides. RefSeq names its product C-type lectin-like. The record is from RefSeq and is a predicted model, not a curated record. The transcript has 3 exons. Lineage: Eukaryota; Metazoa; Chordata; Actinopteri; Perciformes; Serranidae. Bases 1 to 411 code for a protein of 136 amino acids.
AUGACACGUUUCCUGGGAACUGUUUGUCUAGAGGAGUUUAAAUUCGUCUGCUACAAUGAAACAAAGCAAGACGGUAAAAAGUUCCAUUUCAUUGACGAAACCAAGACCUGGCCACAGGCUCAGAGCUACUGCAGAGAACACCACACUGACCUGGUGAGUGGACGCAAACAGUUAGAAGACGAUGAAUUCAAGCAGGAGCGUCCUCAGGAUGAAGAAGACUUGUGGAUCGGCCUGUUCAGAGACAGCUGGAGGUGGUCAGAUGGCAACAGUUCCUCUUUCAGAGACUGGGAUCUGAACUUAUCUACAGAUGGAGACGACAAGAAAUGCGCUAUGGCUGCAAAUGGAAAAUGGAGCGUUGAUGGAUGUGAUGAAGCAAAACCCUUUGUCUGCUAUGAUGGUGAGUUUAACUGA